AUGUCGCACCUCUCACGGCACCCUUUCUGCCAAACCUUCCCGUCAUGCACGCUACACUCUCUUACCUACUCACCAUUCCUGCUGCAGACCACCAUCAAGCUGAUGUACUGGUCUUUUCUGGUGUACGAUUACCAGGAGGAGAAGGCGGGGGCUCCCUCCCCCUACUCGCCAGACACCGCCCUGCUGCUGUAUGGGCUGGAACACUGGGAGUGCAUGUGGGAGCGCAGCCUGGACACAAAGGCCAUCGUGGGAUGGAGCAGCGACACGGUUGUGAUUGCCUUCCGCGGCACCGCCAGCCUGGCAAACGUCAAGGCAGACCUGCAGGCGUGGCGCAAGCGCUGGCCUGAGGGCGUCGGCAACCCGCUGAUGGGCACCGCCCCCAUGGUGCACCAGGGCUUCCACAGCUGCUACACCGCCAAUGGAUUCAACGACAAGCUUCUGUCCCGCCUGGAGCACAUCCUGUACCGCUGCGCCAACGAGCAGAAGGAUGCGGGCAGCGAGAAGCCCGUCAACGUCUAUGUCACAGGACACUCUCUGGGCGGCGCGCUGGCCACGCUGUGCGCGUAUGACAUCAAGAAACGCUGCCCCUGCGCAGAGUACCUCAUCAACGUCAAGUGCUACACCUUUGGCGCCCCCCGCACCGGCAACCACGCCUUUGCGCGCAUCUACAACGCAGCCGUGCCCGACACCUGGCACCUCAUCAACAAUGACGAUGUUGUGACCAAGGCGGCCAAGUUCUUGGUGCUGUACAAGCGCCCCGGCCACCGCGUGCUGGUCAACAAGCUUGGAGACCUGGUAGUGCGGCCAAACUAUGUGGAGACAGCUAUCCGCGGCGUGCCGGGAGGCGCCUCGGUCAGGGAUCACCUCCUCACACAGUACCAGAAGGCCAUCAUGGCGGUGGUGGCGGGGCAGUUUGGCAGCAAGUCGUUUGCUGCGGGAAGGGAUGGCGUGCUUGGCCUGGCGGAGCAGCGAGGCGUGGGCGAUGUGCUGCACACCGCGGGGCUGACAAGGCGUGAGCUGCGUGUGCUGCGUGAGCGUGGCUGGGACGCCUACCAGCGCCUGGUGCGGCAGAGGGCUGCCAAGGCUAAGAAGGAGCACAGCACGUGGCGGCGGGGUAGCGGCAAGCAGCAGGACUUACCCGUGCAGCUGGAGGCAGUGGUGGUGCAGGGGGAGCCCGGCACAGGCACCCCGCCGCAGCAGGAGCUGCCACUUGGCACAGGCAAGGGAGAGGAGGCAGCAGAAUGGCCGGCAGUCGCAGUUGGCGCAGCGGCAGGCGCCGCGGAGGCAGCAGGCCGCAUGGAGGCGGGUGCCGCGGCGCCAACGCCGCUGACGACGGAGGAGCGGGAUGGCGUGCUGCACACCACACAGAUGAACUGCCGCACCAAGUGUGGCCAGCGCCUGCACACCAUUUGCUCACUGAUGCCCAAGCGGGGGGCAGGAUCAGCAGAUGCGAUGCUGCCAGCGGCGCCGGAGGAGGAUGCGCCGCCCACGGCGCAGCAGCCACAAGCGGUGCAGCUGCAGGCGGUGGCGGAGGAGAGGGAUGAGGAGUCGCCUCCCUCUACCCCUCGUUCGCCUGCGCAGCACCGCAGCCGCAAGGGGCAGCACUGGUGGCAGCGGCCCUGGAAAAGCCUGGCCUCUGCGGUGGACUGGACAACCAGCUCUCUCACCGGCUCCUCCUUCAUGCGCAUCUCCUCCGACGCCUCCUCCCUGGCCUCUGCACCCUCCUCCUCCACCUCCUCUGCCGUGGGCUAUGGCGACACGCGCGGCUCCAUGGGCGACGCCCCCGCCUUCCCGCUGGUGCUGGACCUGGGCGCCAGCGGCGGCGCGCCCCGCCCCGGCGCCCUGCCGGCGACGGCAGAGGAGCUGAGCGGGCGGGCGAUACAGGAGCAUGCAGAGGCCAUGGCAGCAGCUGCAGCCAAGCCAAAACCAGCACCCUAG
Molecule: messenger RNA, 1938 nt
Organism: Chlorella variabilis
Lineage: Eukaryota; Viridiplantae; Chlorophyta; Trebouxiophyceae; Chlorellales; Chlorellaceae
Exons: 11
Coding region: 1-1938 (645 amino acids)
Biological process (GO): lipid metabolic process
Source: RefSeq, a predicted model, not a curated record